This is a messenger RNA of Cyprinodon tularosa, 2217 nucleotides long. RefSeq names its product DEAD (Asp-Glu-Ala-Asp) box polypeptide 51 (gene ddx51). The transcript has 16 exons. The record is from RefSeq and is a predicted model, not a curated record. Gene Ontology annotation, cellular component: nucleus. NCBI's taxonomy places the organism in Eukaryota, Metazoa, Chordata, Actinopteri, Cyprinodontiformes, Cyprinodontidae. Gene Ontology annotation, molecular function: ATP binding; nucleic acid binding. Bases 138 to 2054 code for a protein of 638 amino acids.
AGUAGCCUUGGAGACGUAGUAAUCCAGCGACUGAUCCACAUGUAACAGAAUGGAGUGUUUUGUCAGUAAAUAGAAGAGGGGCUGUUUGAAGACCUGUUCGGGUUGUUGUUUAAAGGCUCUAAUAGAAACCAGUAGAAAUGUCUCUGUUUCUGGUGAACAGGUAUCUUGGAGACGAGGAGGAUGAUGUCACAUCCAAGGAGUCCCAUUCACAGCAGUUGUUAAACAAACUGCAGCAGAAGGUGAAGCAGAAGCAGAGACAGAGUUUAACAGAACAAAGACACGGGAUUAUUGAAGAAACCAAGGAGCAUCAGGAAGAAACCAGCAAAGAUGAGAGACCAAAGGAGCAUCGACGCGACAACAAGAGGAAAACACAAGAUGCAGCUUUGUGUGAUUCUGUUGGAAAAAAGAGAAAAAAAGAUGCUAAUAGGAAGCAGAAGAGUCAACAGUCAGGCCAGGCAUUGGAGGCUGUUUCUCCUGAAAACGAAGAGGAGAAGCAAAUGGAGCUGGAAGUGAAGAAGGGCUCAUCUGGCCAAGCAGGGUUCCCUGUUCUUGGUGGUUAUGAGAGCAGAACCGUUCAUAAGGUGAAGAGGGUCCUACCUCAGUGGCUGGCUGAGCCAGAUGUGAUUGACAGAGACAUCAGAUGCAACCUGCUCCCCAUUUCUGCCCUUUCUGGACUUUCUGCUCAGCUCCUCAACAAACUGGAGGCCAAUGGAAUUCAGAGCUUCUUUCCAGUGCAGGCAGAGGUGAUCCCGGCCAUCUUGGACGGAGCUAAGCAUGGCCUACUGAUGGGUAGAGGAGGUCACAGACCCAGGGAUAUCUGUGUGUCCGCUCCCACAGGCAGCGGCAAGACGCUCUCAUUUGUCAUACCUGUGAUCCAGGCGCUGAUGGAGCGGGUGGUGUGUGAAAUCCGGGCUCUGGCGGUGCUUCCAACCAAAGAGCUGGCCCAGCAGGUUUACAGAGUGUUUGCAUCGUAUGCUGAAGGAACGCCCCUCAGGGUGGCGCUGCUGGUGGGUCAGAGGUCACUGGCUGCAGAGAGCGCAUCACUGUCAGAGCAAAGAGGGAGUGUCAGGCGCGCUACGGCAGACAUAGUUGUUGCUACUCCUGGUAGACUGGUCGAUCUCAUCAACAAAAGCUCAGGAUUAUGUUUGGAUCAUCUACGCUUUCUGAUAAUCGACGAGGCGGACAGGAUGAUGGACAGCAUGCACCAGUCGUGGCUCAGCCAGGUGGUGAGCGCGGUGCACCGCUCGCCACCUGGAAGCCAAGGCAGAGCCAUCUUCAGGAGAACAAACCCAGCCUGCAUCACAGCAGCCAGCCUGUCUCCUGCUCAGAUCCCGCUUCAGAAGCUGCUUUUUUCUGCCACACUCACCCAGAACCCAGAGAAGCUCCAGCAGCUGGGCCUCCACCAGCCCCAGCUCUUCAGCUCUGCUCACAGCCCCUCCAGCAUCACAUCAGACCCCACCCAGAGAGCCGACGGCUUUGACUUCCCCCAGGGCCUGACGGAGUAUUAUGUUCCCUGUACCAUGAACAGGAAGCCUCUGCUCGUCCUUCACUUCAUCCUGUAUUUAAAGCUUUUCCCCAUCCUCUGUUUCACCAACUCCAGAGAGACGGCUCACAGACUCCACCGCUUGGUGCAGCUGUUUGGUGGAGUUCAUGUAGCCGAGUUCUCCUCACGACUCUCUCCUGGUGAGAGGAAAAGCACCCUGAAGGACUUUGAACAGGGGAAGAUCCAGCUGUUGAUCAGCACAGAUGCAGCUGCCAGAGGGAUCGAUAUAAACGGGGUCAAAUGUGUUCUCAAUUAUGACGCCCCGCAGUACAUAAGGACCUACGUACACAGGGUUGGAAGGACAGCGAGGGCUGGAAAGUCUGGACUGGCCUUCACCUUUCUGCUGAGAGUUCAGGAAACCAUUUUCCUUCAGAUGGUGAAGGAUGCAGGAAGUCCCGGGAUCCAGAAGCAGAUCAUUAAACCGGAGAGUCUAAAGGGGAUGGAAGCCCGCUAUGAGGAGAUCCUGCAGGAGCUGGCUGAUGUCAUCAAGGAGGAGAAAUCAAGACGUUGAAGCGUCUACUUUUCUGCUCAGGGAACUUCAGUUGGAAUACCAUCCUCGGAACCGUUUUUUCUUAUGCUUUUCCAGAUAUGAUGAUUCAGCAGUUUAAGUUACUGAGUGGAGAUAAAGGAUACUUAGCUUUUAGCUAACAGAAUAAAAGCUCAUAGAAAUACUG